Messenger RNA from Lemur catta (Ring-tailed lemur), 1022 nucleotides. RefSeq names its product olfactory receptor 2C1. The transcript has a single exon. Gene Ontology annotation, cellular component: membrane. Lineage: Eukaryota; Metazoa; Chordata; Mammalia; Primates; Lemuridae. The record is from RefSeq and is a predicted model, not a curated record. Gene Ontology annotation, molecular function: olfactory receptor activity; G protein-coupled receptor activity. Bases 41 to 982 code for a protein of 313 amino acids. Gene Ontology annotation, biological process: G protein-coupled receptor signaling pathway.
UUUGCUCUGAACAGGUUCUUCCAGUGACUGAAGGCGACAAAUGAUGGGAGGAGCCAAUAGCAGUUCCUCAGAGGGUUUUGUCCUGAUGGGUAUAUCUGACCAUCCCCAGCUGGAGAUGAUCUUUUUCGUAGCCAUCCUCUUCUCUUACUUGCUGACCCUGGUUGGGAACUCAACUAUCAUCCUGCUUUCCCACCUAGAUGCCCGGCUCCACACGCCCAUGUACUUUUUCCUCAGCAACCUCUCCUCCCUGGACCUUGCCUUUACUACUAGCUCAGUCCCCCAAAUGUUAACCAAUUUAUGGGGGCCAGAAAAGACCAUCAGCUAUGGUGGCUGUGUGACCCAACUGUAUGUGUUCCUUUGGUUAGGGGCUACUGAGUGCAUUCUGCUUGUGGUGAUGGCAUUUGACCGCUACAUCGCAGUUUGCUGGCCCCUGCACUACACCACCAUUGUGAAUCCUCGGCUCUGCUGGCUGCUGGCUGCUACUGCCUGGCUGGGUGGCUUGGGCAACUCUGUGAUCCAGUCAACAUUCACUCUGCAGCUCCCACUGUGUGGGCACCGGAGGGUGGACAGCUUCCUCUGUGAGGUGCCCGCCAUGAUCAAACUGGCCUGCGGAGACACAAGCCUCAAUGAGGCUGUGCUCAACGGUGUCUGCACCUUCUUCACUGCAGUCCCACUAAGCAUCAUCCUGAUCUCCUAUUGCUACAUUGCUCAGGCAGCACUGAAGAUCCGCUCCACAGAGGGACGGCGAAAGGCAUUUGACACGUGCCUCUCCCAUCUGGUGGUGGUGUUCCUCUUCUAUGGCUCAGCUAUCUAUGGCUAUUUGCUUCCAGCUAAGAACAGCAACCAGGACCAGGGCAAGUUCAUUUCCCUGUUCUACUCUGUGGUCACGCCCAUGGUGAAUCCUCUCAUCUACACUCUAAGGAACAAGGAAGUGAAGGGGGCACUGAGAAGGCUGCUGAGGAAAGGAAGAGAAGUCGGCUGAGAGAAGGGGAAACACCUAUGCUGUUUAUUGCUUCUUCAUC